AAUGAUGCUGGUGUUCUUAGAGCAAACAUAACCAGUAUGGUUAAGACGAGCGGCAAACCCAUCAUUGUGCAUUUUGAUGGCAAAAUUAUCAAAGAUUAUACGGGUAGCAUAGAUGAGACAAAAGACCGAAUUUGUGUGCUUAUAAGGCAUGACAAUCAGACCCAUCUGUUAAGCGCUCCAGGGUUGGAACACGCCAGUGGUGAGGCUCAGUUCACAGCAAUUCAAAAUCUAUUAGAUUCUUUUGAUCUAGGGCAGUUCAUCCAUGGAGUUUGUUUUGAUACCACUGCUUCAAACACUGGCUAUUUAAAAGGAGCUUGUGCAAGAUUAGCUAAUUUUCAUAGCCGACCAUUGCUUUUGUUAGCCUGCCGCCAUCAUGUAGGAGAGCUCCAUAUAAAACACUUUUGCAAUGAAGUUGCAGUAAACAAAUCUGUUGGACCAGAGAAUCAACUAUUUAAAUCUCUAAAGCAGAACUGGCAUGGUAUUGAUGCAAACAACGAGAAGAUGCUGUUGAAAUUUAAUCACCAGAAUGUUAAGGGUACCUGGCUGGAGACGCAGGCUCUAUUGGCGCUAAAAACUUGCAAGGACCUGAUAGAUAAAAACAAGUUAAGAAAUAGUCAGACUUUUGAGAAGCGCAAAGAUUAUUGUGAACUGGCAGAGCUUGUAGUUAUGUUCCUUGAAGAAGAUCAGACAGUUAGGUAUAAAAUUUACAAAACCGGAGCUAUUUCACACGCCAGGUUCAUGGCAAAGGCAUUGUACUAUAUGAAGUUCAAUUUGCUUCUCCCUAAGAUCAGACAGGUUCUUUUUCUGAGUGAUGAAAUUGUCAAAGAGAUCAACAGAAUGGCUGACUGCAUUUCUCUUUUCUGGGCAUCGUGGUUUUUGACCUGCAAGUUUUCUGAUUCUGCAGCUUUUGAAGAUCAACGAAACUAUUGGCAGAUGUGCCAUUACACUGCGUAUGAGCCUGCCGCAGAAGUGGUAUUAAAAUCAUGGCAAAACCAUAUGUGGUAUUUGGCUCCAUCAACCGUGGUGCUGGCGCUAGCAUGUUCUAAUAAAGAUCACUACAUCGAAAUGGAAAAGAUGGCAAAAGUUCUUUAUUCAACCCAACGGAGUGGCAUUAAAAAUGUAGGAACGGUUAGAACCAAAUCUAAAAUCCUUUCAGGUAGCAGUUUGUUGUUUAAUAUAGAUCAACCACCAGGUCUUGAAUCAUAUAUUUCGCCAGAUUCCUGGUUAAUUUUUGAUAUCCUAGGUCAUACUUCUGAAAAAUGUCUAUGGAUGAAACUCCCUCAGAUUUUUUGGAAAAAAUUUCCAGGAUACAAUGAGUUUCAAAGCUUUGUAAAAUCUGUCGAAGUUGUUAACGACUCAUCAGAACGUGCAGUAAAACUCAUUCAAGAUAAUGUAGAGCGUGCGAAGAGCGAGGAAAAACUUCAGAACCUUCUCCAAAUGAAAAACUCUUGGAAAAAGCCAUUUAAAAAGACGAAGAAUGGAUACAAGGAGUCAGUUACAACGCCUGCUCCCUCGCUACUGGCUGUGAGUUAAUUUAAAACCUUUCCAAUAUCUCU
Messenger RNA from Hydra vulgaris (swiftwater hydra), 1556 nucleotides. RefSeq lists its product as uncharacterized. The record is from RefSeq and is a predicted model, not a curated record. NCBI's taxonomy places the organism in Eukaryota, Metazoa, Cnidaria, Hydrozoa, Anthoathecata, Hydridae.